AUGAGUGCGCGCUUGCCAGUUUCGCCAUCUGGGACGCUCACGAGUGGUCCUGAUGUAUCAGGGCUCAACCUUGCGUCCGAUGUUUCUGGCGUCUCAAUUCAACAACCCCAGGACCUUGCCAUGUCAGCUCAACCGAGUGGAACGGCCGUUGAACCAAUCGGCAAGAAGAAGAGACGAUCUCGUCGUACGCAGAAGGAGAUGGCAAUCUAUCGUGCCGAACAGGCCCAAAUCAAAAAGGUACAGGCUCAGCAAAAGGCCAAGGACAAGCGACUCAAAGGUCGCGCCCGUGGGGGCAAAUCCGCUCGCUCUACUCGAUCAACUGCCCAAGGGGCAACGGGUAAAUCUGCGUCCAGAAUUUCCGAACCUGGCUCAGCCCCAGCCGCUUCCCAAACUUCAGUUCCAGAUGCCAACCCCCCGUUCAACUCGGAUGACUACGAAAACGUAUGUGGUUACCUUGAGGAGGAGUCGAACUACACACGCUUGUACGGGGAUGGGUCGAAGACGACAGUGGGGACAACUAAGGUGACCAAGGCGGCAGCUUACGACAUGUUUGCGAUCUUCAUCAAUGACAAUUCAAACCAUCGGCUUCGCCUUACCGGUAGCCAACUUCGUCAACGCAUAGAUGGCUACAAAAAGUGCUUCAUGAAGGCGAAGGAUUGGGCAGAGCAAACCGGGGCUGGUAUCGAAGAAGGCGAAGAUCUCCCGACACUGGCGGAACUCCUCGAGAAAAAAUGUCCUUUUUAUGAGCGUAUGUAUGCGAUCUUUGGCGGCAAAGCAAACGUUACCCCGCUGGCUCAGUUCGACUCUGGGGUUGGGGCCGACCUCUACAUGGAUACGACGGAAGCAAGGGGGGUGCAGAGUCGGGAUUCGUCGCCUGAGGUGUUCUUUUCUGGUUGGGAAGAAGCCGAAGACGAACAACCCCCAUCUGGGUUAACUACACCAGCCGGCCUGUUGGAUUUGACCCGAUGCUCAACCGCACUUGAGAAUCUGACUGGCCAGCUCACUCCGACACCCCAAGUCGGCCCAGAACUCAAUGACGAAGACCUCCCACCGCCUCUAGACUUCAGUGGAAGCGCAAUGGACCCUUCGCCUACCGUGACAACACAGAUAUUGCGCGCUCGUGUCAGCCAAGGUUCGGCGGGGGUUUCCUCAACCCCUGCGUCUCAAGUUCCUACCCCGGCCGCGCCGGUCAGAGAUACCAAUAAGCGAGGUAAGACUACCUUGGCUUCAGCGUUCGAGAACUCAAAUUCAGAGAAGUUUGUUUACCUCAAGGAACACAUGGCGUGGGAGAAGGAGAAGGAGGACAAUCGGCUCAGUUGGGAGAAGGAAAAAUACAAUAAGGAGCUCGCCCAUGCCAAGGAUGGCGCCGAGGGGCAGAGCAAACUAGCUGUGUUGAAGCUGAAAGCCGCGCAAGAGUGGAUAGGGCAAGGGAAGUCGGCAGCUGAGGUUGAGGGCCUGUUGAAGGUAAUCUAUGGGUGA
Molecule: messenger RNA, 1479 nt
Organism: Puccinia graminis f. sp. tritici CRL 75-36-700-3
Lineage: Eukaryota; Fungi; Basidiomycota; Pucciniomycetes; Pucciniales; Pucciniaceae
Exons: 2
Coding region: 1-1479 (492 amino acids)
Source: RefSeq, a predicted model, not a curated record